Molecule: messenger RNA, 1617 nt
Organism: Aspergillus puulaauensis
Lineage: Eukaryota; Fungi; Ascomycota; Eurotiomycetes; Eurotiales; Aspergillaceae
Product: snoRNA-binding rRNA-processing protein UTP15
Exons: 1
Coding region: 1-1617 (538 amino acids)
Biological process (GO): positive regulation of transcription by RNA polymerase I; rRNA processing
Cellular component (GO): nucleolus
Molecular function (GO): protein binding
Source: RefSeq, a predicted model, not a curated record
AUGGCGGCCCCCGUCCUUCCGCCGACGCAGGUCAAGCUGCCUCAGCUGCCCGCAUCGCAAUUAAGCCCCGAGCAGCUACACUGGAAGACGUUCAAAAAUCCUCUUCUCAUUCCCUCACCGGCAAACGGCCCUGUCAAUUUCAUCACACAGCCCUCUGCGCCGUCAUCUGCCUCCGCAUUUCCCUCCCUAACACAGCCCCCCGACGUCUUCACCGUCACAACCGGCGCCCGCGUCCAGAUCUACUCCAUCCGCACACGAAAACUCCUCCGAUCGAUUACACGAUUCGACGAUACCGCGCGAGGCACAGAUGUUCGCCCCGAUGGCCGGAUUGUCGUGGCCGGUGAUGACACGGGUACAGUACAGGUUUUUGACGUCGGGUCGCGAGCGAUUCUCAAGACAUGGAAAGACCACAAGCAGCCCGUCUGGGUGAGCAAGUUCUCGCCCAGCGAUCCGACGUCUGUUCUUUCAGCAAGCGACGACCGCACUGUGCGAUUGUGGGAUCUCCCUAGUGAAAACAGUGUCAAGACCUUUGUUGGCCACUCCGACUAUGUGCGCACUGCGGCUUUCAUGCCAGGCUCGUUGGCUUCAUCGGGCUCAUUACUUUCUGGUAGUUACGAUCGAACGGUGCGCUUGUGGGAUCCUCGUGUGGAGGGCCGAUCUGCCAUGACAUUCAAGAUGGGUGCGCCGCUUGAAAGCGUUCUUCCGAUGCCGACGGGGACGACGGUGCUUGCAGCGGCGGACAACAAGAUUGCUGUUCUGGAUAUUGUCGCUGGAAAGCCGCUGCAUAUGAUUCAGAGCCACCAGAAGACGGUUACUUCGCUUUCUUUGGCCUCUGACGGGCAGCGGUUACUGAGUGGUGCUCUUGAUGGCCACUUAAAGGUUCAUGAAACGACCGGGUGGAACGUUGUCGCCGGCUUCAAGUACCAGUCUCCGAUUUUGUCUCUGUGUGCGAUCACAUCCGGAUCAACUCGAGAAGACAAGCACAUCGCCGUCGGUAUGCAGUCUGGUCUUCUCUCGAUCAAGACACGACUGUCCGGACAACAGAAGACGCGGGAGCGAGAGCGAAAGAAGGAGAUGGAUGCUUUACUCGAGGGCAGGAUUGAGGAGCACGACAAGAAGACGAAGAAGCAAAAGGGUUCUGCCUGGAAGCGACGCUGGCGCGGACUAGACUUCGUCGGCGAGGGCGUGGACAUUGUCAUUGAGGGAAACGAGGCGAGAAGGCGCAAGAAGGAGAAGGGUUGGGAACUCGACCUCCGCAAGGGACGCUACUCCGCUGCGCUUGACCACGUUCUCGCUACAAACGACAAGCUUUCCCAGCUUACUCUUUUCGCAGAGCUCCGGCAUCGCUCGGCACUCCGUGCGGCGCUGCGGGGACGAGAUGAGGUGACACUCCAGCCGGUCUUGCAGUGGAUAUACAAGAACAUCACGGAGCCAAGGCUCGUGGCGCUUAGCGUCGAAAUUGCGAUGAACCUGUUGGACAUCUACUCAGGCAACCUCGGGCAGUCAGAACAGAUCGACAAGAUGGUGGAGCGGCUACACUGGCGCGUGCGAGACGAGGUGGACUUUGCGCACCAAGCAUUUGAGACGAAGGGGAUGUUAGACAUGCUACGCGCAUAA